GUUGCUCAGAUUAAAUCAAGUUUUAUUUCAUAUGUCUUAAUAAUUUAAACCUCGUGUAUUUAAAUUUUCCCGAUGCAAGGUUGCAAUGUUGUAGCUAUGGUAACAGGUAUUUGAAAUAAAACACUCACGUAUGAGCGAAAGCGGUUGAUGUAUUGAAUUAUUGGACCUUAAUUACGGUUUUGUAUUUUGAUGGAGCGGAAAAUGACCAAAAAUGGUUGUGUGUUUAUGUUAUAGCCUAUACAUUAACAAAGUUCGAACACCUUUGUCGUUUUGAAUAAUACGAUACUCCUAUGUAGCUUAUUUUCUGUUGUUUUUGACACUGUGCGUAUUUUAAAUCUAGAAUUCAGAUAUCGGUCUUGACAUACAACAAAUAUGAAUACUGCUUUUGUCAUGAUACUGCUGUUUUUGGGGUCAGUAUCAUCUGCUCCGACUCGCGGUAUGAAAAACAAUUUUGGUCACAUUAUAGCUGUGCUUAGUGACUUGGAUGCAGAAUGUAGAGGUUGUGCCAAUAAAGCUACAUGUUGUGAGAUGGCGAUACAAGUACACGCCGAUGGUGAUUUACAAACAUGCGCAGAUUCUGCAACAAAUGACGAGGAGUUAGGUGGUUGUUUCCAACACGCCUAUGAUUCGUAUGGUGUCACGGGAGGAAAACGUCUAUUAGCAAAAAUAAAGGGUUGUCACAAAGACAAUCAUGCUUUAAAAUGCGUGGGGGUGCAUCACGAUCAUUCCAAGCAUGUUCAUUAACGGAAGAAGAGUAUUGGCACCAAUACCGUGAUCAACAUGAAAUAAUCAUCGUGUUAAUGUUUGGAAUGUUAAUUCAAUGAAAUCGAGUUAUUACUAAGAAAUACUGUAAUAAAUAAUCUCAUCCAAUGAAUUUCUGUAAA
Messenger RNA from Styela clava, 884 nucleotides. RefSeq lists its product as uncharacterized. NCBI's taxonomy places the organism in Eukaryota, Metazoa, Chordata, Ascidiacea, Stolidobranchia, Styelidae. The record is from RefSeq and is a predicted model, not a curated record.